Molecule: messenger RNA, 984 nt
Organism: Acanthisitta chloris (rifleman)
Lineage: Eukaryota; Metazoa; Chordata; Aves; Passeriformes; Acanthisittidae
Gene: GPR174
Product: G protein-coupled receptor 174
Exons: 1
Coding region: 1-984 (327 amino acids)
Biological process (GO): positive regulation of Rho protein signal transduction; phospholipase C-activating G protein-coupled receptor signaling pathway
Cellular component (GO): membrane
Molecular function (GO): G protein-coupled receptor activity
Source: RefSeq, a predicted model, not a curated record
AUGACCAACAGUUCAAGCUGCAACGAAACAGACCUCAAGUCUUACUAUGCCAUUACCUACACUGUCAUCCUUGUCCCAGGGCUCAUAGGCAACACACUGGCCUUGUGGGUCUUCUAUGGCUACAUGAAAGAGACUAAAAGGGCUGUGAUAUUCAUGAUCAAUUUAGCCAUUGCUGACCUGUCUCAGGUGUUGUCUUUACCCCUGAGGAUAUUCUACUACUUGACAGGGACGUGGGAGUUUGGCAAAGGUCUCUGCAUGCUUUGCUUCUACCUGAAGUAUGUCAACAUGUAUGCAAGCAUCUACUUCUUGGUGUGCAUCAGCGUGAGGAGAUACCUGUUCCUCAUGUAUCCCUUCAGGUCCAGUAACUGCAGACGCAUCUGUGAUGUCUACAUCAGCAUCAUUGGGUGGGUGUUGGUCUGUGUGGGCUGUUUGCCAUUCCCACUCCUCAGGUUCAAGGAGGAUGGUAAAAACACCUGCUUUGUGGACCUGCCUGUACAGGAACUUGACCUUCCCAUCUCCAUCAUGCUGAUGACCAUAGGGGAGUUGGUUGGGUUUGUUACACCUCUCUUCAUCAUCCUCUACUGCUCCUGGAAGACUGUCCUAUCACUCAAAGAGAAAAACUCUGCUUCACAUGACUUGGGGGAGAAAAAAAAGGCCUUGAAGAUGAUUCUCACCUGUGCCCUGGUAUUCCUCAUUUGCUUUGCACCUUACCACAUCAGCUUCCCACUGGAUUUCUUUGUCAAGACCAAGAAGAUCAAGGAUGACUGUGUGCAGCAGAAGCUGAUCUCAGUGUUUCAUGCUGUGGCUUUGUGCCUGGCCAGCCUGAACUCUUGUGUGGACCCAGUCAUCUACUACUUCACCACGGAUGAGUUCAGGAGACGCCUCUCCAGGCAGGAUCUGCAGGACAGCAUUCAGCUCAGCCACCUCAGCUUUGCCAGGAAGAACUCCAGGGAUGUGCUCAGGGAGGACACCACGGAAUACUAG